GAAAUGUCCAACAGCAGCUCCAUCACCCAGUUCCUCCUCCUGGCAUUUGCAGACAGACGGGAGCUGCAGCUCUUGCACUUCUGGCUCUUCCUGGGCAUCUACCUGGCUGCCCUCCUGGGCAACGGCCUCAUCAUCACAGCCAUCGCCUGCGACCACCACCUCCACACCCCCAUGUACUUCUUCCUUCUCAACCUCUCCCUCCUUGACCUGGGCUCCGUCUCCACCACUGUCCCUAAAGCCAUGGUCAAUGCCCUGUGGGACACCAGGGCCAUCUCCUACCAAGGCUGUGCUUCUCAGGUCUUUUUCUUUUUUGUUCUGAUGUCAGCAGAGUUUUCUCUUCUCACUGUCAUGGCCUAUGACCGCUAUGUUGCCAUCUGCCAACCCCUGCACUACGGGACCCUCCUGGGCAGCAGAGCUUGUGUCCACAUGGCAGCAGCUGCCUGGGGCAGUGGGUUCCUCAACGCUCUCCUGCACACUGCCAACACAUUUUCAAUACCUUUCUGCAAGGGCAAUGCCCUGGACCAGUUCUUCUGUGAAAUGCCCCAGAUCCUCAAGCUCUCCUGCUCACACGCCAGCCUCAGGGAUGUUGGGCUUAUUGUUGUUAGUGCCUGUUUAUUCUUUCUGUGUUUUGUUUUCAUUGUGCUGUCUUAUGUGCAGAUCUUCAGGGCUGUGCUGAGGAUCCCCUCUGAGCAGGGACGGCACAAAGCCUUUUCCACGUGUCUCCCUCACCUGGCCGUGGUCUCCCUGUUUCUCAGCACUGCCAUGUUUGCCUACCUGAAGCCCUCCUCCAUCUCAUCCCCACCCCAGGACCUGGUGAUGGCUGUCCUGUACUCGGUGGUGCCUCCAGCAGUGAACCCCCUCAUUUACAGCAUGAGGAACCAGGAGCUCAAAGAUGCACUGAAGAAGCUGAAGAAACUACGGAGCUGCCGCUUUGAACUUCAGAGAGUUAAAAAUUCUCCCGUCUUCCAGUAG
Messenger RNA from Tyto alba (common barn owl), 972 nucleotides. Its product is annotated as olfactory receptor 14A16. Gene Ontology annotation, cellular component: membrane. Gene Ontology annotation, molecular function: olfactory receptor activity; G protein-coupled receptor activity. The transcript has a single exon. Lineage: Eukaryota; Metazoa; Chordata; Aves; Strigiformes; Tytonidae. Gene Ontology annotation, biological process: G protein-coupled receptor signaling pathway. Bases 4 to 972 code for a protein of 322 amino acids. The record is from RefSeq and is a predicted model, not a curated record.